CGGUGUUUGUCUGCCGGGCUGACGGGCGGCCGGGCGGCCGGCGGUGCGCGGCGGCGGCGGCGGGGAAGAUGGCGGCGUCCUCCCUGGAGCAGAAGUUGUCCCGCCUGGAAGCAAAACUGAAGCAGGAGAACCGCGAGGCCCGUCGGAGGAUCGACCUCAACCUGGAUAUCAGCCCCCAGCGGCCCAGGCCCAUUAUUGUGAUCACUCUAAGCCCUGCUCCUGCCCCGUCCCAACGAGCAGCCCUCCAGCUCCCACUGGCCAACGAUGGCGGUAGCCGUUCACCAUCUUCUGAGAGCUCCCCGCAGCAACCCACGCCCCCUGCCCGGCCCCGUCACAUGCUGGGGCUCCCAUCCACCUUGUUCAUACACCGAAGCAUGGAGAGUAUCGAGAUUGACCAGAAGCUGCAGGAGAUCAUGAAGCAGACAGGCUACCUGACUAUUGGGGGCCAGCGCUACCAGGCAGAAAUCAAUGACCUGGAGAAUCUGGGGGAGAUGGGCAGUGGUACUUGCGGCCAGGUAUGGAAGAUGCGCUUCCGGAAGACGGGCCACGUUAUCGCCGUCAAGCAAAUGCGACGCUCGGGGAACAAGGAAGAAAACAAGCGGAUCCUCAUGGACCUGGACGUGGUACUCAAGAGUCACGACUGCCCCUACAUCGUGCAGUGCUUCGGGACCUUCAUCACCAAUACGGAUGUCUUCAUUGCCAUGGAGCUCAUGGGCACCUGUGCUGAGAAGCUGAAGAAGCGGAUGCAGGGUCCCAUCCCUGAGCGGAUCCUGGGCAAGAUGACGGUAGCGAUUGUGAAGGCGCUCUACUACCUGAAGGAGAAGCAUGGUGUGAUCCACCGGGACGUCAAACCCUCCAACAUCCUGCUGGACGAGCGGGGCCAGAUCAAGCUCUGCGACUUUGGCAUCAGUGGCCGCCUUGUCGACUCCAAGGCCAAAACACGGAGCGCUGGCUGCGCUGCCUACAUGGCACCUGAGCGCAUUGACCCCCCGGACCCCACAAAGCCAGACUAUGACAUCCGGGCUGACGUGUGGAGCCUGGGUAUCUCUCUGGUGGAACUGGCGACAGGACAGUUUCCCUACAAGAACUGUAAGACGGACUUCGAGGUCCUCACCAAGGUCCUGCAGGAAGAGCCCCCGCUCCUGCCCAGUCACAUGGGCUUCUCGGGGGACUUUCAGUCAUUCGUCAAAGACUGCCUUACUAAAGAUCACAGGAAGAGACCAAAGUAUAAUAAGCUACUUGAACACAGCUUCAUUAAGCGUUAUGAGACGCUAGAGGUGGACGUGGCGUCCUGGUUCAAGGAUGUCAUGGCGAAGACCGAGUCACCGAGGACUAGUGGAGUCCUAAGCCAACACCACCUGCCGUUCUUCAGCAGCCACGGACAGAUGGGCCCACCAGGCCCUAGCCCUUCCAGUCCUGGGGUCAGCCGGCUGUACAAGUCCCCCCAACAGACACUGUGAACGGAAGACAGCAGAGGCCAUGAGCAGACUCGCUAUUUAUUCAGUCGUCACCCCUGAGCUGGGGUGGCCACCAGGGGCCAGGAGAGAGGCACCCUUCUUGCAUCCUCCCCAUGCUGUCCCUUCCACCUUCGUGGUACACAUGCUCCCUGUCUGUCUGCCUCUGUCACCGCCCUUGAUGCCUCUCUGGUUUUCCCUGUCUCCCUUCCUGUAUCUGCCUCUCUCCUGGCCCAAGCCCAGGCUCUGUUACCCACAGCAGGACUCCUCGGUCCACUUAGGUCUGUGGCGAGCAGUGAGUCCUUUGGCUGGCAUCCUCGUCCCAGGAAGGCAGGCUGGGCAUUAUGACUGCAGCUGACCCAGGCUGUGGGGGCUCUGGCGCUUGCGCGCUCUCUUGCUCUCUCUCUCUUUCUCUUUCUCUCUUUGAUCUCAGGGGGUCCUUUUUGGAAUUUAUUGUAUUUUAUUGUACUUGGUGGGGUGUUCGGGGGAUGGGGGAGGAAGAAGAGCUUGUUCUCAUGGGGUUUGUCAGUACCUUCAGAAACUUUUACCAAAGUCAUGUUUAGCUGCUGUGGUAUAGCCCCCAACCUCCUGUGGGCAUUGGGGGGCUGGAGCCAGGUAGGGGCCUGGGCCACUGUGCCUUGUCAGCCUGUUCUGGAGAGACUAGUCCCAAAGGUGGGUGCUGGGGGCGGGAGCUCCUCCCUUGGGGCUGGAGACUGGCCACAGCUUGGGGUGAAUUGAGGACCUCAGGCUGUGUGGAGGGAGCCCACGGGGCUGUGGCCACACAGGGUGGCCUUCAGGGAAGGUGGGUAUGGGGCAUGGUGGGAGGCAGUAAAUGCUGGUGUGGCAGGAGAAGGGAGUGAAUGACAGUAGUGGGGGUCAUAAGGCCCAGGGAGGCAGGGAUUGAGUGUAUAGGGAAUGGAUGUGGGGGUUUGAGGAUGUGUGACAGGGACAGAAGUGGGGCAGGCCUAGGGCUGGGGGUGUGAGGGCAGUCAUGCCCUCACAGUGCCCCCUGAGCACCCCUCAACUCCCCCAGAGCUGGCCAGUCCCCAGCCCACCUUGAGGAUAGGCCAUGGGGCCCCUCUUCCCCCCACCCCCCUCAGCAGCAGUCAGAGUAGGAGUGGGGGGGUUUCCUUUUUCGUUGGUGAUGCAUGCAAAUCAGUGGACAAACAUACACACACCAACCAACCCACGCCAAAGGUGGUGAACUCCCUGGAUGUAGCUGGAGCAAUGCAGACUCAGCAUAGGCGUCACUGUAACCUCUCACUAUCCUAUUGACUCUUGUUACUCUUAACAUAGUCACAAAAGGUCGCAUGUUUAAAAAGUACUCCUUGUCUUCUCUCUGCUCCCCCAAGGGCUUGGGGUGGCCACCUUUCUUGCCCAAAUCCCCCUUGUGACUGGAUGGGGCAGGGUAGAGGUAGGUGGGCAACAGGCCUGGCUCCACCCUUGGAGGGGGGGUCCCAGCCAAGGGGGCUUUUGCCCAUAUCCAGAAGGUCAAGUGGCUGGUUCCAGGGCCAGCAAAGGUCAGAGGCCAGCUGCCGGUUUAUUUUAUUUAACUUAAUUUUGUUUAUGAGUGUGUGUCUGCCUGUCCCUCCCCUUCAGUGUUAAUUAAGUGGGAGCCCUGGGGGAGCCUCUCCUCCCCCUACCCACCUCUCCCCUGUUUCCUCCCUCUAUCUCCAGUCACCAGCCGUCCUUCUGGACCAGGCAGAGGGUUGAGCGGGCAGGCAGGAGCGUGGGGCGACUUGGCCCAGCUCACCAGCCCAU
Messenger RNA from Eptesicus fuscus (big brown bat), 3215 nucleotides. It is a transcript of the gene MAP2K7, whose product is annotated as mitogen-activated protein kinase kinase 7. The coding region runs from base 69 to 1460 and encodes 463 amino acids. The record is from RefSeq and is a predicted model, not a curated record. Gene Ontology annotation, biological process: protein phosphorylation. The transcript has 13 exons. NCBI's taxonomy places the organism in Eukaryota, Metazoa, Chordata, Mammalia, Chiroptera, Vespertilionidae. Gene Ontology annotation, molecular function: ATP binding; protein kinase activity.